Messenger RNA from Clavispora lusitaniae ATCC 42720, 1089 nucleotides. The record is from RefSeq and is a predicted model, not a curated record. NCBI's taxonomy places the organism in Eukaryota, Fungi, Ascomycota, Pichiomycetes, Serinales, Metschnikowiaceae.
AUGCACCGAGGAGAUUCCAUCUUGCAGCAACUGCGUCAAGAAGGAGUUGCGCUGCGGCUAUUUGGACUUCUCGCCCGAGCGUUUGGAACACAUUCGCCGCAAGAACGAAAACAAGCGCCUCCAGGACGAAAACAAGCGCCUCCAGGACGCCAGCGACCUGUCUGUCGAGCCGGCGCCCGAGUUUGCCGCUGUUUCGCGCGACCAGCCGUCGUACGAGCCUCUGCCGUUGAAACAGGAACACGGUCCGUUCGUGAAACAGGAACACGGUCCAUUCGUGAAGCAGGAACACGUUCCGUUCGUGAAGCAGGAACACGUCAGUCCGCUGGAAAAAAUGGACGACAUUGUCCAAACACCAGGCACCAUUCUACCGGACAGACGCACGUCGGUCACGUACCGAAAGAAGGACGGGCUCUCUGUUCUGCGAACAGCGUCCUACACCCAAAUGAAAGACAUGCGGUCGAUUUUCUACUCGAGCACCUUCAUCAGCCCGGCCAUGAGCACCAACUUACCCAUGGCGCUCCCGAACAUGGAGUUGGACAAGCCAGAGUUGCAUUUCUCGUCCGCCGAGCUGGUGGCCGUGCACCCGACCGUUUACAUCCCGAAAAGCUUCUCGCCCAGCGACUCGGCGUAUCCGCCCGUCGGCGGCGGCUUCACACAGUCGGUCUCGUCGACCAACACCCCCAACUCCUUCCGCACGUCGAGCCUCGUCUCGAACGACACCAACCCGUCGCCCGUCUCGCAGGGCCCGGCCAAAAAACCGGCAGCAAAGCCGCUCGGGCGCCCGCUUGCCCAUGCGUCGAUGCACCGCACAGUAUUCAAGGCCAUGCCGCUCCCGCAGGAGCUCCGCAACGUGAUGCUCGAGCGAAUCGUCGAGCGGCACCGGAAAGGCACGUUCGACCUCAAGAACAUCACCAACGAGGCGUGGGUGCUCAUGCCCCGGCCCGUGUGGACGGAAGAGGAUGCCCAUGUGUUCUGGCUUGCGAUUUUCCACCAGCUGACGUUUCUCAACAUCUACUUCUUGUACUUUAUGGACAAGGCCGUCAACAUUCUCUUGCGGGCGUCGGCGGCCGUGGUCAACGGCGACAUUGA